AUGUUGACGAAUCGUUCUGCACAGACAAAGGCUCCUGCGGUCGCACCCAAAAGGCAGAGGAAGAUAUUAACCAUCGCACAUAAAGUUGGACUUCUGGACAUGCCGAAGGAAAGUAGAAGUAACGCGGCUGUAGCAGAGUCCUGCACCGGGUUGGGUGUGUCUUCAGUGACCGAGCUCUUCCACCCAUGGAAGUCUGCAGUGCGCACAGACAGUUUUCAUUUUGUGAGGCGCUUCAACUGUGGCCUCACUACAGAACACCACCCUCUAUAUGGCACCUUUUGUACCAAGCUGUCAUCCUGCGUUUUUGAAUGGGAUCAGGAGGAUGUGCAAUGCCUGAAGGAGGCCAAGAGAGAGGAGUGGAAGUGCAGCCACAGUGGACAUGUUCCCACUGAGGAACAGCUUAUGGCCACCGUCAACCCAGGAGAACUAAAGAAACACUGCAGGAGGAGGACCCGUGGAGUGGAGGAGGUGCGCCGUAUGAUUUCAAGGCUGCUGGAAUCAGUGUGGGACCUCACAGACACCACAGGGCUGUGUUUGGUGAGCCAUGACAGCAUGCGCCACAUCUGGGAGAUGCAGCAGAAACAACUGGAGUGCUUCCAAGACCCCCCAGGUGUUGCACUGUAUACAAAGGUGGGGACAUUCCAAAAGGGCAGGAAAGAGCUAGACAUCCUUAGGUGUGGCUGGCGGUGCAAUGCUACACAUAUGCAAAUGUACAUACUGGAGGGGCUAUCAAGGUGGAACAUGGGCGGGGCCGAGGGGGCCUCGACCCUUAGAAGCUUCGAUGUCCGCCCGAUGUCCCACCUCAACAGCUUAAGCCAGCGUGUCCGUGGUUGUAAUCUAGUGGCAGAAUUCCCCCCACCUGGGAAACCUACUGAUGAGCGCAUAGCGGUGGAAUAUUUAUUGGGCCAGACCAACAGAGGGGACCUGCUUGCGCCAUGGCAUGUCCCUGAAAUCCCAUCACAGGUGCUUGAGGAGGAGUGGGACGCAGAUGAUGCAGAUGUCACUGUAGACAUGUCUGAGGAGGGGGCUACUGGUCCUUAUGACCAGUCUGUGGAGGGUGACACUGAUCCCGAAGUCGUCGUCACAGAGACCAGUCCAAGUGACACGAGAGGGGUUGUGGGAUAGGAGGCAGACCAUCACUGCUUUGUCAGCCAAGGAGGAGGCUGACAUAGUGCGCCUGCAUGCAGCUCUCCAUGCCAUGAUCAAGGCACCUUCAAGAUACACCCAGAAUUCUGGGAAAAAGUCACAUGUGUCAGCAGGACCGUAGAGAGCACCCAGGAAGCAGAGUGGCUCUGCUCCUGGACAGCAGGCGGCAGAAAGACUAUACAUGACUCAUGGCCAAGCAGCCCAGGACCCUGAAGUCAACAGGGUCAGUGAGUGUGUUUGCCUCAGGCUUGCCAAAGAGUUUGAGCAAGCACGCAACGGGCCAAAGGACACAAAGGGGAAAACCUCGCCCCAACCUCAGAUAGCUGCUGGA
Molecule: messenger RNA, 1477 nt
Organism: Boleophthalmus pectinirostris (great blue-spotted mudskipper)
Lineage: Eukaryota; Metazoa; Chordata; Actinopteri; Gobiiformes; Gobiidae
Exons: 7
Coding region: 1-1125 (374 amino acids)
Source: RefSeq, a predicted model, not a curated record